This is a messenger RNA of Linum trigynum, 3840 nucleotides long. NCBI's taxonomy places the organism in Eukaryota, Viridiplantae, Streptophyta, Magnoliopsida, Malpighiales, Linaceae. The record is from the annotation of a GenBank genome assembly.
AUCCUUAAUCGAUGAUCAGUCUAUUAAGCAACGAUUUGGGUGGAUUUUUUCGGAGUCAUUUUUUAACGAUUCAAAAAGGGUACUAUCACUCAUUUCGGGCGAUUUUUUGAAAUAUCAUUUCUUUUUAUUUUGAAAGUUACAGAUCACAUAUUCAUUCUAAGGCUAUUCUCCAACGAUAAUUGAGUCUAAUAAGUACUGGUUUGGAUGGAUUUAUUCCGGGUCCCUUUUUGGCAGGUCCCACCAUCACAGAUUUUGAGCGGUCGGAAGACCAUUUUUCUUGGCUCCACCAAUAAUGAAGUCUAUUAAUCGCCGAUUUGUGCAGAUUUUUUUCGGAAGGCAUUUUUUUUUUCGAAAGGUCAUUAUCCUUAUAUUUUUAAGACUACAAAUCACGAAUUUUACCUGAGACUAUUAUUCAUCGGUGACUAAUUCUAUUAAACAACGAUUUGGAAGGUUUUUUCCGGGAGCAUUUUUGGCAGAUUACAAAUGGUCAUAGAUUUCGGGUUACUUUUUGGAAAUACCAUUUUCUUUUGAUGUUGAAUGCUAUAGAUCACGGAUUUGACCUGAGGUAUUCUCCACCGAUGAUGAAGUAUAUUAAUAGGCUAUUUGGGAGGAUUUGUUUCGGAGGGUAUUUUCAUAUUUUUUUUUUUUUUGGAAAUAUCAUUUUCUUGUGAUUUUGAAUGCUACACAUUAUGGAUUCAGCUUGACACUAUUCUUCACCGAUGAUUAAGUGUAAUAAGCAAUUAUUUGGAAUGAUUUUUUUGCGGGCCAUUUUUGGCAGAUUUUAAAGGGGAUACCAUCACAGAUUUCCGGCGAUAUUUUUGAAAGACCAUUUUCUUUCGAUUUUGAAGGCUUUAGAACUCAGAUUCGGCCUAAGGCUAUUAGCAAUGAUUAAGUCUAUUAAGCAGCGAUUUGGGCGGAUUUGUUCCGGAUUCAUUUUUGGCAGAUCCCAAAUGUGUAUUGUCACUAAUUUCAUGCUAUUUUUUCGAAAGACCAUUUCCUUGUAUUUGAAGGCUACAAAACACCGAUUUGGCCUGAGUCUAUUCUUCACCGAUGAUGAAGUCUAUUAGUCACCUAUUUUGGCAGAUUUUUUUGAAAGGUAUUUUUGUAAUUUUUUGUGCAAUUUUUUGAAAGUCCAUUUUCUUUGGAUUUAGGAGGUUACAGAUCACGGAUUCGUCUAUUUUCCUUGGAUUUAUUCCGGGUCCACUUUUAGCAGAUUCAGAAAGGUAUCAUCAUAAUAGGGAAUACCCUAACCCUGGGAACGGGGCUUGGCCAUCCUUCGUUUGUGGUCGACGUUUCGACAAAGUUUGUCCAACGACAGCUGAAUCUUUCAAUCUGGUUGGAUUCAUGGUCGCAUUUGCAAACAAUCACAUAUUUGGACUGAGGCUUUUCUUCACUAAAGGUUAUGUCUAUUAGGCACCGAUUUGAGCGCAUUUAUUCUGAUUUCAUUUUUGGCAGAUCCAAAAGGGGUACUACCAUCACAUAUUUUGCGCGAUUUUUUUGGAAAUGUCAAUUUUUUUAUAAUUUUGAAUGCUACAUAAUACCGAUUUGGACUUAGGUUAUUCUCCACUUAUGAUGAAGUCUAUUAAUCGCAGAUUUGGUCGAGGUUUUCGGAGGGCAUUUUCAUAAUCUUCUGUGUGAUUUUCCCAAAUGCCAUUUUCCCGGAAUUCUGAAGGCCACAAAUCAUAGUAUUCACAGAUGAUUAAGUCUACUAGGUAACGAGUUGACAUGAUUUUUUCCUGGACCAUUUUUUGCAGAUUUUCAAAGGGGUACUACCAUCACAGAUUUCAUACUAUUUUUUCGAAAGGAUAUUUUCUUUUGAUUUUAAAGGCUACUGUUCGCAGAUUCGACAUAAGGCUCUCCACCAAUGAUUAAAUCUAUUAAUCGACGAUUUUGAACGGAUUUUAUUCGGAGUGUAUUUUACAAAAAAAAUUCUGCGAUUUUUUUCGAAAAAUCAUUUUCUUUGGAGCUAUCAACCACGCGGAAAAAAAAGCAUGCGCUUUUACAAAACCCAUAGUCCAUCCUAUUUCCGAUCAUAGUGUGAAAAGAAAAUAGUGUGUAAAAGGAGGUAAGACAAGAAUAGUGGGCUGUGGAAGGCUGGAAGCCCGCUACAAGUAAAAGGGACGUGGAGCAACUUCCCACCGCGUGGAAAUGGAUUCUCCAACUCGGCCCAAUUUGACUUUCUAGCCAUCAAAUCGAAAUCGAUAUUCCGUAUGAUCUAAACUUUGACCAAAAUAAAUAUUCUGGCCAAUCAUUUCUAUCUAUAACAUCCUAAUCCGAACUAUACACCAAAAUAAACAAUUUGACCAAACCUGAUGUUUGACCGUUAGUCAACGCGCCACGUCACUGCCAAAUCAGAAGAUAUGAUACAUAUUUAAUUUUUUUCGUUUUUAUUUUUGGUUUAACUAAGGUAUUAUAUGAUUUUUUUUAAUUUAUAAUAAUUUAAAAUUAUGGAAUGUGUGAAAAUUGUGAAUUAUUUUAAAUAUUUUAUGCUGACUUGGAAGUGACAUGGCGCGUUUGACCGUCCAAGUUAACGGUCAAAAGUCGGAUUUGGCCAAAUUAUUUAUUUUGGUGUAUAGUUCGGGCUAGUAUAUUAUAAAUCGAAAAGAUUGGCCAAAAUAUUUAUUUAGGUAGCCAAAAAUAUUAACCCUUUCUUUUACUAAUCCUGCAGCUUGCAAUUGCAAUGUGAAUGCACGCCAUUGCAAUAAACAGUGAGUUGGUGCCUCCGCCAUUAACAGAUCAGCCAAGCUUAUUGUUUUUUUUCUUUUAUAUAUAUAGCAACUUGCAGGAGAAGAGGAAAGAAGCAGAUCGAAGGAGCAGUGGCCGGUCAGGAUAAGAAAGAGCAAUCGGAAGCCGUAAUCAGAAAUGGAGGAAGUGAUGAGCUGCCUGAGAGUCGUGAUGUUCCAACCGCCGCCGUCGCUCUUCGUAUCAGCGAUGUCGGCGGCGGUGGUUGCGUAUUUGGCCUUCUUCGGCUUCUCGGAGAUCCGAGGCACACACUUGAAGUACUCCAAGUUCGCCGGCUCGUCGUCGUCGCCGUCGUCGAAAUCGUCCUCCUGGUCCUCCCUCCCCAGCAGAAUCGGGAUGUUCGUGCUCUACUUCCCUGCCUUCCUCGCCGCCAUCGCCUCCUUGCUCUUCCUCCAUGGCGGCGGCGCUCCUCCGUCUUCUAGGCUCCUCCUUGUCGAGUCCGCCCUCGCCAUCCAUUUCCUCAAAAGGCUGCUCGAGACACUGUUCCUGCACAAGUACAGCGGCACCAUGGCCGUGGAAUCCGCGAUUCCGAUCAGCCUAAGUUACUUCAGCAUCACGGCAAUCACGAUCUACGCCCAGCGUUUGACGGAGGAGGCAAUGAUCCCGGAGCCGGCCGUUGAUUUGAAGCUCUACGGGGCGGUGCUGUUCGUCGUUGGGAUCGCCGGGAAUUUCUACCACCAUUACUUGCUCUCCAAGCUGAGAUCAGACCGCGGCGAGAACAGCAAGAACAAGAACAAAGAGUACAAGAUCCCCAAGGGUGGGAUGUUUGAGCUGGUGAUCUGCCCUCAUUACCUGUUCGAGAUCAUCGGAUUCUACGGUAUAGCCCUCGUCUCGCAGACGCUCUACGCGUUCUGUGUCGCCGUCGGGACUACUCUGUACCUGAUGGGAAGGAGCAAAGUCACCAGAGAGUGGUACCUGUCAAAGUUUGAUGAUUUCCCUGCUCAUGUCAAGGCUCUGAUUCCCUUUGUUUUCUAGAUUAUCGAUCGGUACGAGAGAAUUGAGAACCUUGACGACGACUGGCUUGUUGCCAGUUUCGUCGUGUUAUUACUGUCUAAUGUCACACUGUAAUUUACAUGUCAAUCAAGUGGGGGAGCUUAC